CACAGGAAGCUGCGGCUGUUUCCGCCAGCUUGCUUCAGCUUCAGUCGAGUUUCCAAGGAGAGAAAUAUCAGACGCGCUUCAGCUCGGACGGGACUUCUCAGAGCAAACAUCCUCACACACUCGGGGCUGACCUUUGACCUCUGGGACAUUUUGGGGUCCGGGCGGGAAGCUCGCGGACGGUGUAGACCCGGAACAGGCUGCCAUGGCCCGGCCGAGGAAGAAAAGCUGCUCUGGGUGCUGAACAUGAAGCUCCGCGGGGGGAGACAGAGAGAGCGCAGACUGCAGUAACACACGGAGGGAGAGGAGGCACUUUAAUUCAGGAGAGAAGAAGAGGAGGAUGAAGAUGGGAGGGAUAGUGGAGCUGCUGGGCAUCAGCUGGCUCCUCUUCCUCCUGCUGUUCAUCGGAAACGGCCACUGCAGAGACUCUCACCAGACCGAGCACCUGUCCUCCUAUCAGCUGACUGUCCCUCGACCAAUCGGAGGCAGGCUGAGGAGGGACGUGAAUGGAAGACUGCCCAAUCAGGUGUCCUACAUCAUCAGCGUGGAUGGAAGCGAUCGCGUCGUCCAUCUGGAGAGAAACGAGCUGCUGCUGCCUGCAGACUUCACCGUGUUCUCCUACAGUCCCAACGGAUCCCUGGUCACAUCCACGCCACCUGUCCAGGACCACUGUCACUAUCGCGGCUUCGUCCAGGGCGUGGAGGGCUCAUCCGUCGCCAUGAGCAUCUGCAACGGCCUCAGAGGAGUGAUGCACCUCAGUGUUGGCAGCUAUGGGAUUGAGCCGCUAGACUCCGCCACCGACCAGCACCUGGUGUAUCGCCUGCAGGAUGUGACAUCACAGCCCCGAGGGUGCCAAGCGCCGCACUACGAGCACGGCCCCAACUCUACAGAGCGUGCUCAGGCCAGCUGGGAGGAGAUCCCUCACGGGCAGCACAGACGGGUGAGGAGAGCCGUCCUCCACAAGACGCACUACGUGGAGCUGCUGCUGGUGGUCGACAACGAGAGGUUUAACUUCAUGAGCAGGAACGCGACGGCAGUGAGGGAGGAGAUGGUUCUGCUCGCCAACCUCGUGGACAGCAUCUACAUGCAGCUGAAUAUCCGGGUGGUUCUGGUUGGUUUGGAGAUCUGGACUCAGCAGAACCAGAUCAGCACCGACGGAGCUGCUGGAGAAGUCCUGAAUCGCUUCACCCAGUGGAGGGAGAAGGAGCUGGUUCCUCGCCGCCGCCAUGACUCAGCACAGCUCAUCCUGAGGAAGAAUUUCGGACAGACGGCCGGGAUGGCGUUCGUCUCCACUGUCUGCUCCAGGAGUCACGGAGGCGGGAUCAACGCGUUCAACAACAACCUCGUGGUCUCGUUCGCCUCCAUCGUGGCUCACGAGCUCGGCCACAACCUCGGCAUGAACCACGACGACGGCCGACAGUGCACGUGUCCCACCGGCGCCUGCAUCAUGAACUCUGGAGCCACAGGGUCAAAGAACUUCAGCAGCUGUAGCGCCGAUGACUUUGAGAAGAUGAUCCUGCUGACGGGGGGGGCGUGCCUGCUGAACGUCCCGCGGCCCGACGAGGCCUACAGCGCCCCCUACUGUGGAAACAGGCUGGUGGACUUCGGGGAGGAGUGCGACUGUGGCUCAGAGAAGGAGUGUGAGGAGGACCCCUGCUGUGAGUAUCGGACCUGUAAGCUGAAGUCUGGAGCUCAGUGUGCGUACGGCGAGUGCUGCUCCAACUGUCAGUUCCUGCCGGGGGGAACCGUGUGUCGCGCCAGCACAGAUGAGUGUGACCUGCCUGAGUUCUGUAACGGCUCCUCGUCCUUGUGUCAGAGCGACGUCUUCAUCCAGAACGGGCAGUCCUGCAGGAACCAGGAGGCCUACUGUUACAACGGGAAGUGUCAGCACUACGACAGCCAGUGUCAGGCCAUCUUUGGAGACAAGGCGAAGGCGGCUCCUGAGCUCUGCUUCAAAGAAGUCAACAGCAAAGGAGAUCGCUUCGGCAACUGUGGCUACCUCAACAACGGCUUCAAGAAGUGCGAGAGCAGAAACGCCAUGUGUGGGAAACUGCAGUGCUCCAACGUUCAGGCGAAGACGGUGUUUGGCAUCGAGCCGUCGAUCAUCAGCACGCCAAUCGCCGGAGGGAAAUGCUACGGCGUGGACUUCAUGCUGGGGUCGGACGUCCCCGACCCCGGGAUGGUGAACGAAGGGACCAAGUGUGGAGAGAACAAGGUGUGUGUGAACUUUGAGUGCCGCAGCGCCGACGUCCUGAGCUACGAUUGCGAUGUGCACACCAAAUGUCACGGACACGGGGUGUGCAACAGCAACAGGAACUGCCACUGCGACUAUGGCUGGGCUCCGCCUUCCUGCGAGUUAUCGGGUUACGGUGGAAGCGUUGACAGCGGACCCACGUGGAACGAUAAGGACACGUCUCUCAGGGACGGCCUGCUUGUCCUCUUCUUCUUCGUCCUCCCGCUGCUCGCUCUCGGCGUCUUCGUUUUCCUGCGCAGGAACGAGCUGCUGCGGCGACUCGGGCUGAGCCGCAGGAAGAGGUCUCAGGGAUAUGAGGCUGACGGCAUGGCUUCAGCCAAUCACAGCAGGAGACCGCCUCCCAGAGCGCAACCUCCAUCUGUUGCCCGGGGUAACGCCAAUAACAUCGUCAGAGACGGGAUCUGCUGUGACCCUGCUGAUCAGGAGGCUGAGAAUGGAGACGGUGAUGAUGCUCUCCCGCACCACGCUCAGCUGCUGCCACCACAAGAGGUGGUGGAAACCAGCCGGACGGCUCCUUCCCAUGCUCUGAAGCCGCCACCGCCUCCUCUAAAACUGAAACCUUCUGCUGCGUCUCAACCUCUGGUGCCUCAAAGACCUGCACCCGCGCCUCCUGUUUAACCAAUCAGGGGUCUUCUAACGACACCUGGAUGACACCCCCCCCCUUCUACUUAUCUUCAAACCCUUCCCAGCGAACUCAGAGCUAGUUCCUUAGCAACAGCCAGGAACAAUUCUGUAGCCACGAUAACCAGCCGGCCAGACUGCACGGCCAUCGCAGUGAAAUGGAUCCAGGUGGACCGGACGAGAAACUUUGCAGAACCUCCAGGAACCCAGCAGGUCCAAGCUGGAGCCGCUGCUGUUCUCUAACCUAACCAGGCAAUCGGAUUGUCCUGAAAGCACGAGUUCUUCUGAUUGGUUGGUUUUACGAAGCCUGCUUAAGUAUUUUUAAACUUUCUGAUUUAGUCAUGUGACCUUUCAAACAAAGUAUAGCAAGUAUAGCAGGCCAUGUGGGCCUCUCUCUCUGAUUGGCUGGUUUGUAGUUGUGGGUGGAGCAUGUAUCUGAGCACUGGUUUGUUUCUAUCGUCUGGCUCGCCCUGCGUUCGCUCCCUCGCUCUUCACAGAACUGUAAAUCUACGAUAUGCAAACAGCGUCUGAGCGCGUAGCUCCUCUGGUCUCAGUUCGUCAUGCAGCAUGGCGCCGUCUCUGCAGGGAACGAACGCUCACUAGGCGAGGCUGCUCUGUAUGCCUCUACUGUCCAGGUAUUUCCACCAGUUAAAAUAUGAGUCUGAGCUUGCAAAGCAUUCUGGGAACCGUAGGCAGUCACAUUUGGUACAAGCAAAGUGGAUUAAUCUGUCAGAAUUGAAACUAAAUGAGAUGAGUUCAGACCUGCACUGAGAACAUGUUCACUACAAGUCUGGGAUCAAACUGAACAGCAGUACCUACCAGCUCCUCCCAACAUCGUUCAUUUCUUUCUUUCAAAGACUUUAGAAAACACACUCAUUCCUGAUUAUUGUUACCAGUGUGACUGACUCAGUGGAGCUUUUUUUUAAAUCUGUCGCUCUUCUGUUAAGGUUGAAGCUUUUUGUAGAUCCACAUGUUUCUUCUGGGGGGACACAGACCCCGUUUCACCAGUGUUUUAAAAAUGAAUUAUGUCCAGUGGAAGCAGAACUUGAGCAGAAACAUGAACUUGGGUGUAGCCUGCUGAGCAUUCACAGAAUGUGUGACGGCGUCUGAAGGUGGAACAAAGUCCUUGAAAUUCUUGGCAAUAAUGUCCCGAGAGCGUCCACGCUUCCUGUCCCGGGCGAGCAGCGAUCACGCUGAACUCUUCCCACAUUCAGGGCGUCUGAUUCAAACCAGGGAUUUUUACACCACCGGUGAACCAAAUGCUUGCGUUCUGCAGCUGACGAGCCUGGAUGCACUGUGCUGUGUAACCACGUUGGUAUUUUUAAAUGCCUUUUUUCACUUACUUUGCUCUUUUGAGGGUUUUUGCACAGAAACUGAGGACUCCGCUGAGGAUGUUGAUGUGUUGCUCACAGGGCUAUCUUAGUGCCAUUUGACUGUUCAUGCCAAAAAAAUAAACCGUAGUCUGUGCUGAGCUCCUGAGUGAAGACAGUCGGACGCAGUUAUUUAAAGAGCUGAGAGCAGCUGAAGCUUCAGGUUACAGGCAGCUGCUGACUGCAGCGUUUAAAGGGGAUCCGUUCUUAUCGUUUCCACCUCUGCACUUUGUCAGAGUAGCUUUUCAUGAUUCACAACUUAAAUUAAUCCAAAUUUCUGUAAUGCAAUCAAAGCUUCACCUCACAAAGCUUAAAGUUAGCUUAGAGGCAUCUCCACGGUGCAGUUAGCUUCAGGUGCAGAGUCAGUUUGGAGUUUGUGGGAUGACUUCGCUCAUAAUUUAGCAAAGUCUCUGCUCCUGUUAGCUAGCUGCCUUAAAGUUAGCUGAUGUGAAAGGUUUGUGGUGUAUAUCCGUUUGGAAGUUUGGCCAUGUUAAAUAUGAAUAUUACAAAAUUGUAAAAUCAAAACUCUUGGUGCUCAGCAGCCAUCUUGGUAAUUUAAAGUGUUUAUUUCUCCAGGUUAAGCUGACUUUAAGACCCUAAUUUCAUGAAAUUGGGUGAAUACAUGUACUUUUACCAAAAACCCCAAACAGGUAAAAGGUCUCAGCACAGCUGGUGGUCCAGGUGGAAAAAGCUUUAAGUGUUAUUUUGGGUCAGCACAGGCCAACGUGAAGCGGUCCCCUUUAAAGCCAAUCAGACAUCCUCAGUGGGGUUACAUUCAUACUGAACCUGUGUAAAAGAUUUCAUUUUCUCUUAUUAUGAAUGAUUUAAUCAUUUCUUUUUGCUUUUCACCUGUAAUCUGUGGUCAUUUGAACAUUUAAUUAUUAACGUUGCUGCGUGGCGUGGAAGCCUCCGCGCUGACUGAUGAUUUUUAUGAUUCGAUGGAUGAUCUCUCACCUGUUGGACAGGUUCAGGUUGUUACAGCCAGUGGAGCUCAAACUUGUGCUGCUUGCUGUGAAAACCAAACCUGGAAGAAUAAAGGUCCUUCAGCUGAACAUGAUAAUUUAAUAAACUCUGUUCAUACAGACUGUGAUUUGUUUGCUUUCAGACUUAAUAAAGGUGCACAGAAAAUA
Maylandia zebra (zebra mbuna) is the source of this 5372-nucleotide messenger RNA. It is a transcript of the gene adam9a, whose product is annotated as ADAM metallopeptidase domain 9a. Lineage: Eukaryota; Metazoa; Chordata; Actinopteri; Cichliformes; Cichlidae. Gene Ontology annotation, molecular function: metalloendopeptidase activity. Gene Ontology annotation, biological process: proteolysis. The record is from RefSeq and is a predicted model, not a curated record. Gene Ontology annotation, cellular component: plasma membrane.